Molecule: messenger RNA, 1549 nt
Organism: Homarus americanus (American lobster)
Lineage: Eukaryota; Metazoa; Arthropoda; Malacostraca; Decapoda; Nephropidae
Product: beta-1,3-galactosyltransferase 6-like
Exons: 3
Coding region: 182-1300 (372 amino acids)
Biological process (GO): glycosaminoglycan biosynthetic process
Cellular component (GO): membrane
Molecular function (GO): UDP-galactosyltransferase activity
Source: RefSeq, a predicted model, not a curated record
AAAUAAGAAAAUAACUCUAUUGGAACCCGGUUUUAAGGAGCCUCUCAAGAUGUCAACAAACAGCUCACUACAGAUCGGGUAAAGUGAUGUGGCAGUUGUGUGUGAGGGUGAACACAACACACUGAGGUCAUGUGUGGUGGCACCAAGAGAGAUGUUCACUCGUCACCAGGACCAGUGAGUCAUGCUGGUGUUGGACCAUCUUUCUGCAGUGUUACCAACUAAAACAGGUGUUGUUCUUCUCCCUCAGGCGGUGAUGAUGCGUCGAGCUGGUUCUUUACCUCUGUGCAGAAGGCCGCUUCGAAGUGUAGUGUACAUCCUGUCGUGCGCCGGGGCGUUUAUCCUCGGCAGUUUGAUGACUCUGAUGUCCGUUGACCCCAUGAGGUGUGACAUUCACCAGUGUACUGAAAAAAUUAAGCGCAUUGAUGUAGAGGACACCAACAGCUGGCUGGGCAUGUGGGGCCACAACAACAAGGGUCCAGAGAAGAACGUCUUCCUGGUCAUCGUGUUCCUCAGCGCUCCCGUCAACCUGGAGCAGAGGAACGUCAUCAGGCAGACGUGGCUCAGCGAAGAAAAAUCGGACACGCUUCAUUUCUUCGUUGUGGGAGUGGGAAGCUUGAGCGAGGACCUCAACACCACGAUACAGUCAGAACAGAAGAGAUUUGGAGACAUGUUAUUGUUGAACAACAUUAUUGACUCUUACCAGGCACUCACUAAAAAGCUGCUGGCAUCUUUGGUCUAUGUUCACUAUAACGUAAAGUUUAGAUUCCUGCUCAAGUGCGACGACGACACUUAUGUUCAGAUUUCGCAACUGCAUCGGGAGCUGAAGGGCGUCCCAUAUAAACAGCGUCUGUAUUGGGGAUUCUUUGACGGCCGAGCGACGCCCCGGAAGACCGGACCUUGGAAAGAGGCAGACUGGGUGUUGUGCGACAGCUAUCUGCCGUACGCCCUGGGCGGCGGGUACAUCCUCUCCUCCGACGUCGUCACCUUUAUCGCCACCAAUUCCAAAUACUUAAAACUUUACAAUAAUGAAGAUGUCUCUCUGGGCACUUGGUUGGCCGCCCUAGACCUACACAGAGUCCACGACACAAGAUUCGACACGGAAUAUAAAUCCCGCGGCUGCAACAACGACUACCUGGUGACGCACAAACAGAGUACGCUGCACAUGAGAGAAAAAUUUAACUCCCUAAAGGCCACGAGUCUCUUGUGUCGAGAACAGUUCCAGGUGAGGAAGUCUUACAAGUACAACUGGAAUGUUCCGCCCUCACAGUGCUGUGUCAGGAACGACUCUUCCAUACCUUAAAUAACUACUCAGUGUCCCUCACGCAGUGUAUACAGUGUUGAGUGAGUCAGUGUCCCUCACACAGUGUAUACAGUGUUGAGUGAGUCAGUGUCCCUCACACAGUGUAUACAGUGUUGAGUGAGUCAGUGUCCCUCACACAGUGUAUACAGUGUUGAGUGAGUCAGUGUCCCUCACACAGUGUAUACAGUGUUGAGUGAGUCAGUGUCCCUCACACAGUGUAUACAGUGUUGAGUGAGUCAGUGUCCCUCA